AGAGCAAUGUCCCGUGGGUUUGUGAUUGGGCAAUCGUCGGUGGGAAGGAUUUUGAUUGGUGGUGCACAAGAUCCUAUCACGUGGUUUUAGAACUGCAUUUAUACAUAAAUUUUCAAAUUUUUGGAUUAUUGCACAUCUCGGAUUGUAGCUGUCUGUUGUUAGUUCCGUACGCUGUAGAUUACAAGAUGUCUGGACGUGGUAAGGGAGGAAAGGCAAGAGCAAAGGGAAAGAGCAGAUCAUCCCGUGCUGGACUUCAGUUCCCCGUGGGCAGAAUCCACCGUCUUCUCCGCAAGGGUAACUAUGCUCAGCGUGUAGGAGCCGGUGCCCCGGUCUACCUGGCUGCCGUGCUCGAGUAUCUGGCCGCCGAGGUCCUCGAGUUGGCGGGAAAUGCAGCCCGUGACAACAAAAAAUCAAGAAUUGUCCCCCGUCACUUGCAGUUGGCUGUCCGCAACGACGAGGAGUUGAACAAGCUGUUGGGAGGUGUCACCAUUGCCCAAGGUGGUGUUCUGCCAAAUAUCCAAGCCGUUCUUCUGCCCAAGAAGAGUGCAGCUGCCAAGGCCGUUGGUGGCAAGAAGUCCUCACAGAGCCAGGAAUAUUAGACGCUUUAGUCCAUUUCACAACGGCCCUUUUCAGGGCCACCCUCAUUUUCCAAGUAAAGCUAAUACCAAUGUGUUAAUUUAAUUUCAGUCGGAAUAAAUGUACAUUGGCAUCAAUUGCUUUAUCAAGUUCUACAACAUAAGUAUUGGAAUAGUAUUCAUAUCCUACAAAUAACUGAACCAUGUUGUUGUAAUAACCCUUUGAGAAUGCAUAAAUAUUACAGUAUGUAUUUUUUAAUUGUAUCACCAUGAUUAAAAAUAGAUUACAAUUGUGAUCAAGGGUGUUUAGUAAUUCGAGGAAUAAGUGUCUCAGAACAGGGAGAAUUGAUAGAAAAAUGAUGUGAAAUAUAGUAUUUGGCUCUUUCAUGCAGCCGAGUAAGAUGUCCCCUCACUUAUUGAUACAUCCAGUGAUCAUGGUGCACUUACAUGACCUCAAUUGUCAUUUUAUUUGAGAGGUCUAGGAAUUUUCUUAUAAUUGUGAAAGCAAAGAAAACCAUUUUAAGUUGAAUGCCAAAGUGAUUUAUAUGAAUAGCUUAGAAAUUGAUUGCACCACGUGACAGAUAUUGAAAAAUGUCCUGAAACAAAGAUUUACAAGUUGAGAAAAGGAUGUGGAUACAACAUUUUGGAGUCCUAAAGAAGGAAACUGAACCUGGAAAUAUUUAUCUGAACAAGAAGUUGGAAACUUGGCAACUUCUUGGUCUUAACAAUGUUACCCUCCAUCAGUGGCAUUUGAAAGGGGACAAGGGGCUAUACUGUUUGAUUACCCUGCUUUUGUCAAAAGUACUGAGUCACCCUGGCUCCUUGCUGAGAUAAUAAUGCCUUCUUAGGUGCCCCCAGCAAUAGUUGUCUGAAUCAGUUAGUCAAGGUAUUUGAAGUGGAUCAAAAAUAAUGAUGCCAAUUUUUGGCAAGUGAGUAUAAGCAGGUUUAUCAGCCAUUAAGUGCAGAAUUCAUCAAAACUGGUAUUUCUGGUUUUAAAGUAUUGAUGUGAAAUUUAAUUGGCUGUAUUAACGAAGGACUUAGGAGGGCAUAAAAAAUAUAGAGGAGGCUUUGGAUUUUUGGUUAGGGCUGAGGCAUUUUAAACUUUUUAACUUAAAAUAAAGACCAUACUGAUUUUGGGUUUAGCUUUUUUAGCAAGACGGGUGCAUGUCGGUAGCUUACUAUUCAAGGGGGUUGAACUCCCAAGAUGGAAGUGUAUCGAGUUCAUUGAUUACCCUGAAAUUAUCUUUCACACACAGCACACAAUUAAUGUGAAACAAGUAACUUUUUUUUGUCCCAAAUGUGCCCAUGAACUAGAGCAGUGUUGCAACAUUGAGGUGAUCGCAACAAACUGUAGGAUUACAGAAAAGAAAAGUGAAUAAAUGUUUCAAUCAGUGAUACUUUUUCCAUGGGUUGUUUA
Molecule: messenger RNA, 1992 nt
Organism: Lingula anatina
Lineage: Eukaryota; Metazoa; Brachiopoda; Lingulata; Lingulida; Lingulidae
Product: histone H2A
Cellular component (GO): nucleosome
Molecular function (GO): DNA binding; structural constituent of chromatin; protein heterodimerization activity
Source: RefSeq, a predicted model, not a curated record